Tilletiopsis washingtonensis is the source of this 805-nucleotide messenger RNA. RefSeq lists its product as hypothetical. The transcript has 5 exons. Lineage: Eukaryota; Fungi; Basidiomycota; Exobasidiomycetes; Entylomatales. Gene Ontology annotation, cellular component: nucleosome. Gene Ontology annotation, biological process: nucleosome assembly. Gene Ontology annotation, molecular function: structural constituent of chromatin; DNA binding. Bases 68 to 691 code for a protein of 207 amino acids. The record is from RefSeq and is a predicted model, not a curated record.
CUCGCCGCAUCUCGCACGCUCACCACCACACCCCACCUCCACCCACCCCAACACCUCAACAGCAACCAUGUCUGCCGCAGCUCCCAAGAAGGCCGCCCCCAAGAAGGCCGUCGCCGCCGGCCCGUCGUACGAGACCAUGAUCAAGCAGGCCAUCAUCGCCCACCCGUCCGAGGCCCGCACCGGUCUUGGCCGCCCGUCGGUGAAGAAGUACAUCCUCGCCAACAACGCCGCCGCCGCCAAGCUCCCCGCUGCUCAGUUCAACAACCUCGUCAGCAAGGCCAUCGUCCGCGGUGCCGAGAAGGGCAUCUUCCAGCUGCCCAAGGGCGCCAGCGGCUCCAUCAAGCUCGCGCCCAAGGCCAAGGUCGAGGCCAAGAAGGCCGCACCCAAGGCUGCCAAGGCUCCCGCUGCGAAGAAGCCCGCCGCCGCCAAGGCGCCCGCCGCCAAGAAGCCGGCGGCCAAGACGGCUGCCGCGAAGAAGCCCGCUGCGGCCAAGGCCGUCGCGAAGAAGGCGCCCGCUGCCAAGAAGGCUGCCGCACCCAAGAAGACGGCCUCGUCGACCACCAAGGCCGCCAAGAAGCCCGCUGCCAAGAAGGCUGCUGCUCCGGCAAAGAAGGCCGCCGCUGCCAAGCCGGCUGCUAAGAAGCGUGCCCCUCUUGCUCCCGCUCAGGCCGCCGCCAAGCCCAAGAAGUAAAUGGAGCGUCGCCGAUCACUGCGCCUCUCUGUUCCGCUUCUCGUCCGGCAUCGCAUCUGUCUCCGCUCUCAAUUCCGUCUCUGACGGCGCGUCGCCACUGGCGGCGUUCGGCCU